Molecule: messenger RNA, 3834 nt
Organism: Verticillium nonalfalfae
Lineage: Eukaryota; Fungi; Ascomycota; Sordariomycetes; Glomerellales; Plectosphaerellaceae
Exons: 3
Coding region: 1-3834 (1277 amino acids)
Biological process (GO): protein autophosphorylation; phosphorelay signal transduction system
Molecular function (GO): phosphorelay sensor kinase activity; histidine phosphotransfer kinase activity
Source: RefSeq, a predicted model, not a curated record
AUGGCUGAACGCCAAGCCGCUCCUCUGAGGAUCGUGUCCGAAUCCUCGCGCGAGCACGAAACCUUCAAGUACUAUCCGGCGCUGUUCACCACGACGAAACAGAACCCGCAACCUCGGGCGCUGCCGCUGCCCCAGCUAGAGACCUCUCCCGACACCGUCCUGACGGCCCUGGCCCAGCUUGCCGCAUGUCAGACCGGCACACCCCGUGCGCUCGUUUCCGUCUUCGAUUGCGACUAUCAGCACAUCAUUGCCGAGGCCACACCCGCCCUGCCUCUCGUUCCCGGCCUGCGCGCCGCCGACCACGACCAUGACCUCUGGCUCUGCGGCACCGCCAUCCCCCGACGCUUCGGCGUCUGCGAGGCCGCGCUGUACCCUCUCGACCCCCUCGCCCCCGAGCAAGGCGAGGGAUCGACGACGCUGCCCGUCCUCUGUGUGCCCGACCUCGAACAGGACAAGCGCUUCGCCUCGACCCUCUACUGCGGCCCCGGGUCUCCGGCCAAGUUCUUCGCCGGCGUGCCCAUCCGCACCGCCAAAGGUGUCAACAUGGGCGUGCUCAGCGUCGUCGAUACCGUCUUGCGCGACGACUGGAGCCCGCACAUGACCCGCGUGCUUCGCAACCUGUCCAAGGCCAUCACGGAGCACUUCGAGGCCGGCAGGGCAGCUGCCGCAGCGCGGCGGGGCGCACGCAUGAACAGGGGCCUGGGCUCCUUCGUCGAGGGAGCGGCCACCAUCUCCGGCUGGCGGCACGACGACACGACGACGGCCUUUCAGGACGAUCCGUCCCACGAAGGAGCCCUCGAUGCCCGCCAACAAGACCUCCAGCGGUCGGAGGAGGACCGCAUACUCGAAGCAAACGAGCAGGCACGCGUGUCCCUCGCCACCUCCAAGGCGGGUGACCAGUCCCUCAACGAACCUGCUCCUCAGCCAUAUUCCCGUGCCUCCACCCCGCACCACUCGAGUAGCAGUUCCAGGAGCUCCAACACGUCGUUGAAAAGUCCCAUGUUCCUUCGCCCACACGAUUUGCAGGGCAACAGCGUCGGCACGAUCUUUUCCAAAGCGGCCAACAUGAUUCGAGAGUCUCUCGAGAUCGAAGGAUGCGUCUUCUUCGACGCACACGUACGGUUGUUUGGCGGCCUCAGCGACGUCAAGCCCCACGCGGACCAUGGCGACGUCGCAGCACAGUCCGCGAGCAGCAGCGACGCUCUCUCCUCGUCUGGCGGCGAGAACGCAGCACCAGACUGCCGCGUGCUCGGCUUCGCCACGACAGACGCGUCCAGCAUCAACGGCGCGCGGCCCUCGGCCAUGCGCGCCAACCUGCCCGAGGGCUUUAUGGCGCGUCUGCUCCGACGCUACCCCGAUGGCAAGAUCUUCAACUUCCGCCCCAACGGCGAGCUGCGCCUGACCGACUCCUCCGAAGACGACCGCUUGACAGCGUUGCCAGGCAUGCUCACACACGCAAAUCCUCGCUCUUCCCCUGCGCCGUCCCGACGUCGCAACCACCCUUGGGCCCGGCACCGCGAGGGCACUGCCAUUCUGCGAGCAUUCCCCGGAGCACAAUGCGUCGCCUUUGUCCCCGUCCGGGAUUCGAAGAAAGAUCGAUGGCGCGCCGGGGGGUUCGUCUACACCAACACACCGGGCCGGGUUUUUACCGUGGCCGGCGAGCUCAGCUUCCUGACGGCUUUCGGCGUCCUCGCCAUGUCCGAGAUAGCGCGCCUCGAGACGCUUCAGGCGGACAAGGCGAAAUCAGACGCCUUGAGCUCGCUGUCUCACGAACUGCGCUCCCCACUUCACGGCGUCAUCUUGGCAGCCGAGCUGCUUCACGACACGGGCUUGACCGUCUUCCAGGGCAACAUUUUACACACCAUUGAGACGUGUGGCAGGACGCUGAUGGACACGCUCGAUCAUCUACUCGACUUCUCCAAGAUCAACAACUUUACGACGAUGGCCAAGGCCGCUGCUUCCACUCGACCGCGAAGCCCCGAGUCUACGCGCAGGCCCUAUCCGUGGCCUACGAUUCGACAAUUGUCGAUUGAAGCUGGCGUGCGCGUGCUGGAGUCCAAUGUGCCUCUCGACUUGCUGGUCGAGGACGUUGUGGAAAGUGUUUUCGCGGGCUACAACUUUCAGUACACAUCCAUGGCGCAGUUGGGCAAGCACAAGAAGACGCGGUAUGUGGAUGCCGAGGCCAACCGUCGGAUGGACGCACAUAAUGCCAUGCAGGACUUUGGUUCUACCCAGAUGACUGGCCCCAAUGCCAUUGAUCUGGGGUUCAACCGCGUCUUUGUCUCCCUCGACCUCGACCCGCAGUGCAGCUGGAUCUUCCACACAUCACCCGGUGCAUUUCGCCGCGUCGUUCUCAACCUCGUGGGCAAUGCCCUCAAGUACACGCAAGAAGGGUCCAUCGUCGUGUCCCUACGACAAGAGACGACACCCGCGUCUGCCAACCACGACGCCCCAUCGCGGCCCCGCAAGGUCGUCCUCGUGGUAGCCGAUACGGGCAAGGGCAUCGGCGAAGACUAUCUGCAGAAUCAUCUUUUCCGCGCGUUCGCGCAGGAAGACCACCUGAGCGCCGGGACGGGCCUUGGUCUGUCCCUCGUCAAGCAGAUCGUCACCAACCUCGACGGCAAGAUCAGCGUGAAGAGCCGGGUAGCGGUCGGGACAACAGUCACGGUGUCGGUGCCUCUGCAAGCCGCCACCAACAAGUCCGAGUACAUGAGCGACGACGACGAGUUCGCAGCGCACGUUUCCGAUCUCAAGGGUCUGCGGGUUCUCCUCAGCGGCUUCAGUGAGUUCCACGGGGAUGACACGGGCGCGCAAGCGCGGGCGAAGCCGGGUCGUGAUGGGUUCGGCCGCGGCCUGACCGAAGGCAUCUGUCGCGACUGGCUCAAGAUGGAGGUCUUGUCGGAUACGGAGACGCUCGUGCCCGAUGUCGUCCUUGUCGCCGAGCACGCCAUGCCGGAUGUCGAUGUGUCGACGUUCAGGAACCCGCCCUGCGUCGUUGUGUGCGCCAACCCCCUCCUGGCCUUCGACCGUUCGACAUCGGCGGAAGCCGCCCAGACGGAGGGGGUGUUUGAGUUCAUUUCACAACCGCUCGGCCCGCGCAAGCUCGCCAAGAUCCUGCUCCUCGCCUGCCAGCGAUGGCUCGCACUGCAAUCAUCGCAGUCACUGGACUUUGUUCCAGCCGAGUUGCGUCUUCCUUCAGCACGGCCAAGUCCGCCUCGACAAGGCACAGGUGACGAGGGGGGUGCAGCUGUCGAGUACCCGGACGGCGAGGAAGGGGAGGUGGGGCAGGCGUCGACGGCGCGCCCCGAGGCUUCCUCUCGGGCUGCCGCUUCGCCGGUGUUGGAGCGAUCGCAGACGCCUGGGUCGAUCCUGUCGUGGAGGGGCCGGUACGUGCAGACGCCGCCGUCGGAGUGUACGGUGCCGCCGUCGGAGACGGGAGAAGAGGCGCGCAAAUUCCUGCUGGUGGACGACAACAGCAUCAACCUUCGGAUCCUGUCUUCGUACGUCAAGAAGCUGGGGCGGCCGCUCGGCACGGCGACAAACGGCCUGGAGGCGUACGAGGCAUACCGGACCGAGCCCGAAGGAUACAGCUGCAUCUUCAUGGACAUUUCGAUGCCCGUCAUGGAUGGGUUCGAAGCGACGCGGCGCAUCCGCACCUUUGAGCGGGAGAAGCAGCUGCCGCCCAUCACGAUCAUUGCGCUGUCGGGUCUGGCGUCGGAGAGCGCGCAGGACGAGGCGUUUGUCAGCGGUAUCGACCUCUUCCUGACGAAGCCGGUGCGGUUGAAGGACAUGGCGUCUGUGCUUGAGUCGCGAAAUUUGCUGCGGCUGGACUGA